This is a messenger RNA of Dipodomys spectabilis (banner-tailed kangaroo rat), 550 nucleotides long. RefSeq names its product transcription termination factor 4, mitochondrial-like. The coding region runs from base 14 to 427 and encodes 137 amino acids. The transcript is spliced from 4 exons. The record is from RefSeq and is a predicted model, not a curated record. Lineage: Eukaryota; Metazoa; Chordata; Mammalia; Rodentia; Heteromyidae.
AUCUGAAGAUCAAAUGCCAGACCUGCAGUCAGCACCUACUGUCAGAUUCCUGUUUACACUCCUCAACACGCCCGAGACCAAGGACUCUGAGUCAGACUCAGAUACCCAGGAUAAUCAGUUCCUCGAUCAGGACGACUGGGGUCCCAAACAAACCUCGAAGGAGAUGAGGGAAUUGCAGCAUGAGUGCAUGAGGCUUCUGGAUGCUGUGAGCAUUACCCAGAUGGAAAACCUGGCCUUGAAGGAGAAGCUGCAAAGCCUGUCUACUACUUUGUACCAGAGCAUGAAGGAAGAAGUCCUGGCCUUUCAGGAGGAAGCUAAGAUGGCUCUGGAGGAAGAAACUGAUAAUGAUGACAGUGGUGAUGAUGGUGAUGAUGAUGAUGAUGAUGACGAUGACGACGACGAUGAUGAUGAUUAUAGUGAUAGAUGACAAAGAGGAGGGGGCACCUGUGCUGUUCCAGGUGCCUGUCUAGUCUUGCUCACAAGAGCCUCCCUCACCUUUCCCUGCCACAGCCCACCUGACCUUCCUCGUGUCCACAGUAACCACAGCCAG